AACGCCAGCCUGCAAGAUAUUCCUGUGUUCUCACUCAUCGCCUUUAUUUUUUAAACCAAAGAGGGAUUACAAAUGGCUUUUGUACUGACAUACUUCAGUUUGAGAGGUCGCGCUGAACCGAUCCGGCUGAUGUUGAAAGAUCAGGGGAAGGAAUGGACAGAGAUUACUGUCACCAUGGAGAUGUGGAGCAAAGGCGACCUGAGGGAAAGUUGUUUGUUUGGCCAGGUGCCCAAAUUUCAAGAUGGAGACCUCACUCUGUAUCAGACCAAUGCCAUCCGUAGACAUCUGGCUCGAAAGUUUGGAGUGUAUGGAAAAGAUGACAAGGAGGCCUCCCUAAUUGAUAUGAUGGAUGACUCCCUACAAGAUCUCCUGACCAAAUACGUUAAACUGAUCUAUCAGACCUAUGACACAGAAAAAGAGAACUACAUCAAAGAGCUACCACGCGACCUGGCUGUGUAUGAGAAAAUCCUGGCAUGUAACAAAGGAGGUUUCCUUGUUGGAAAACAGAUCUCCUUUGCAGACUAUCUCCUGUUGGUCCUGCUGCUAAACCACCAGGUCCUAAGCCCCACUGCUCUGGAUAAUUUCCCAGCCCUUCGGGCCUACAGAGAUAAACUGAGUGCUCGUCCCAACAUUAAGGCCUACAUGGAGAGUGAUGCUUUCAGAAACAGACCCAUCAGCGGCAAUGGAAAGCAAUGAACCUGAGCUUUGAUAAGAAACAGCAAGCACUGAAGCAAUUAUUGUUGUCAACAUUUUUUUGUACGUGAACAAUACAAUAAAACUA
This is a messenger RNA of Clupea harengus (Atlantic herring), 781 nucleotides long. Its product is annotated as glutathione S-transferase P-like. Gene Ontology annotation, molecular function: glutathione transferase activity. Gene Ontology annotation, biological process: glutathione metabolic process. Gene Ontology annotation, cellular component: cytosol. The record is from RefSeq and is a predicted model, not a curated record. Lineage: Eukaryota; Metazoa; Chordata; Actinopteri; Clupeiformes; Clupeidae.